GGGAAUAAAAGGGGGCCGUGUCCCUCUCUUGUCCUCGCACUUCCUGGCUCGAAGGCCCUCCCGCUUCCCGGCCUUCCGCUUCCUCCUUUGUACUCGAGACGGUGGUCCAUUGUGGUUAAGGGGAUGGUGGCGAUUCUCCCUGUUUGCCAAAGACAUUAAAAGGACAAGCUGAUCCCGAACGCAUCACGCACCACAGACGCUCCAGUGAAGUACGGAGCGGUGCCGAGGCUCCUCGUCACUGUCCUCCUCGGAAGGGUUCCUGUUGUUCGGGACCCGUGGCUAACGGUGGAUAUAAAUUGCUGCGAGCCGACGGUGGUGGCGGUGUCCUGGGUGGUGGUUCCUCUUUGUGUGCUGUGAUUCUGGAUUUGGUUGCUUUGCACUUCACCUUUGUGUGUGUCACGUGAGCGUGGGGUGCCUUUUCUUGUUUUGGACUCCUUCCCCCCACAUUGUCCCUCACCGUUGGUGAGCCUCAGCUAUUGGAGCAGGGUGUUAAUUAUUAGUUCGGUCGUGAACUACCCUUUUUAACUUGUGAGACCAACUUCCAAUAAACGUGUUCAUUAUUUUUGCUACCGUGAACCACGUCUCCUGCCCUUCCUUGUAUUACUUACCUGUGUGCCUUCCUUUAUAGUUAUAUUUAUUUACAAUUCCCUGGGUGCAAUUCCCAGGGUGGCGUUGUUGGUUUCUUUGUCCUAAAUUUAAUAAUCGUAGUAUAACAUUCUGAGCCCUCGCAUCGCCACAACUUGGCGUUGUCGGCAGGAUUUACUUAGUGAAGGCGGACACGUGUGUUCUCUGUAGUUUGGUUUUUUUUUUGUUGUUGUUCCUGAUUUGCCCAUCUUCUGGAUUGUGAUUUGAGUGUGAGUGGAUGCAUUGAGUUUGAGGCGAAGCAGCAGUGGGUUUCCUGUUAAGUGUUGUAAGAUUAGCGUCCAGGGAUUAGUGGUAACAGUAAAGUAAUGGAGGGGGAACUGCAAGAAAUGAGGGAUUUGGUGGCACAGUUGAGGGCGGAAAAUGAUAGGUUGCAGCGGGAGCAGGUUGCGGCCGUACCUGGUCCUAGCGCUGCACCUCCCAUCUCCACCGAGCCUCUUCCAGCACCUUCCACCUCUAGCGCUCCUGUAACAGAGAGGCUGGUCCUGAUCCCCAGAGAUAGGAAGUGCCCAGUCUUUAGGGGUAGGACAGGCCUAGGGCUAGAAGGGUGGAUAGAAGAGGUUCAGGCCUGUAUGAGAGCUCGCCACCUUUCCCUGUCCGAUCAGGCAUUUUUUCUUUUCGACCACUUGGAGGGAGAGCCGCGGGAAGAAAUAAAAUAUCGUUCUAGCGCGGAGAGAAGUGACCCGGCUAGAAUUAUCGCUGUUCUGCGGGAGCUGUAUGGUUGUACGGACUCUUAUGUUGCCUUGCAGGAAGCCUUUUUCUCUAGACGCCAGCAAGAGGGGGAAACGCUUCAGGAAUUCUCCCUUGCGCUGAUGAGUCUGAUGGCUUCUGUGAGACAAAGUGCACCCAGUGACAUGUUAAAUGCAGAUGUUUUAUUGCGAGAUCAAUUUGUCGAGAGCGUUAUUGACGGUUCCCUUCGCCGAGAGUUGAAGCAACUUGUGCGCAGGCAGCCUGCUGUCUCUUUGCUUGAGGCAAGGGCAGAGGCAAUCAGGUGGGAGCGAGAGGGGUUGCCAGGAGGUGUGCGGGGUCGGAGCCACUCGGUUCCCUCAGUUCUGGGUUUACAGUAUGGUGUUCAGAGUGCCCCUCCGGUGGCUAAUCGACCUCAGGCUGGUGAGCUGCUGGAGGUGAAAGAAAUGUUAAUGCGCCAGCAGGAACAGCUUAACAGGCUCACUGAUAGUCUUGCUCAGCUGCAGACCAAUCAGCAGCGUAAUCAUUCCACUUACCGUGGUCCAGUAAUUUGCAGACGGUGUCAGCAACCGGGCCAUUUUGCCAGAGAGUGCGAAGGAGGGCGUGCUCUUCCCCGUCCGCGACCUUUAGCGCCCGCUUCAUCUCAGCUGGGCAUGCAACAUAAUUCAGGUCAGCAUCCGGGAAACUAGCGCCCGCCGAGCUGCAGAGCCAAAGUUCGGGGGGAGCCACCACCGGCUCAAAAGUUUCUUCAGGGGCUGGGGAAGAAGCUAAGCUAGUUGCCGCUUGUCCACAUGUGGAUGUGGUCAUGGGAGGAGUAGUGGUUCCUUGUCUGGUGGACACGGGGUCUAUGGUGUCAACCAUUACGGAGAGCUUCUUCCGGCAGCACUUUGAGGCUUGGGGCCAAGAGAGGCUUCGGUCCUGCCAUUGGCUGCGACUUCGAGCGGCCAACGGGUUGCCCAUUCCCUACCUGGGCUAUCUGGAGCUUGAAGUCGAGCUUUGUGGCAGGUCGUUGCCGGAGUGUGGGUUACUGGUGGUCAAGGACCCCCCAGCUGAUGAAUCUCCUCCCGCACCUGGUGUGUUGGGGAUGAAUAUUUUGCAAAGGUGUUACAGGAUGCUGUUUGGGCAACAUGGUCUCGCUCUGUUUGGUCUCCCCAUUGUCACUGAAGCACCAAAAUCUGUUGUGCAAGCACUACAAAGAUGCCACCAGGCUUCCGAGGAUCCUCCCUCUGAAGCCGCUGGUAAAGUUAAGGUGCGAGGCAAGAAGGCCUGCCGCAUCCCUGGUGGCACCAUGCAGGUGGUUUUAGCUACCUGUUCUGCACAUUGCUCUGGCGCUACGGUGCUCUUUGAACCCUCAGAUCAGGGACUUCCUGCUGGACUUCUGGCUUCCCCAGCACUGGUUCGA
Molecule: messenger RNA, 2731 nt
Organism: Seriola aureovittata
Lineage: Eukaryota; Metazoa; Chordata; Actinopteri; Carangiformes; Carangidae
Exons: 2
Coding region: 951-2018 (355 amino acids)
Molecular function (GO): zinc ion binding; nucleic acid binding
Source: RefSeq, a predicted model, not a curated record